AUGCGGAUGCAAGCCAUCGAAACAGACUUUGGUUUGGACCUAUUGCGGCGGGCGCCAAUACAACAAUCGUGUGUACUAUCACCAUUAUCUGUGAUGUUCGCUCUUGCAAUGGUGCAAGUGGGAUCCAAAGGCAAUACCAAGAUGCAAAUCAGCAACAAAAUCUUAGAUGGUGCAUCGGACGAAACACUUCUAAGUCACCUUUCAAAACUGUCGGCUGAUAUCGCAAAAGCAAAGAAAGGAGUUCAAACCAAAAUUGCCAAUGGUUUUUUCUUAGACGAGUUAUAUGAUGACAAUUUGAACAAGAGCUACGUUGAGAAGAUAAGAAAACAUUUCUCGGCCAAGGUUGCUACUCUCGACUUCUCCGAUGCAGUGACCUCAGCAAAGGAAAUCAACGAUUUUGUCAGCAAUUCUACUAAUGGGAAAAUUAAAAAACUGGUUAACCGGAACACAAUUAAAGAUGCGUUUUUCGUGAUUACAAACGCAAUCUAUUUCCAUGGUAUAUGGCAGGAUAAAUUUUCCAAGAACGCCACUGCGAAAGGAGACUUUUUCACGGCCGAAAACAAAUCCAAGGAGCUGGAUUUUAUGAAAGCCUCUAAAGAGAAACGCAUGUACGCUGAAGACGAGGACUUACAACUCUUGUCGCUAAAUUAUAUGGAUCGGUCUUAUGCGCUGAAUAUUAUAUUGCCUAAGAAAAAAUUCGGACUACAGCCACUGCUAGCCAAAAUGACUGGAACAAAACUUCAGAAUUUGUUACGUCGUUUAGAGAAUAAAACAAUCACUAUAAGCCUGCCUAAGAUUAAGCUGGAGACAAAUUUCAAGCUGAAGGAAGCUUUGAUGGCUAUGGGUAUAACCGAUAUGUUUGGAUGGCAAGCUGAUCUAAGUCAAAUAACUGAUCAGUACGCUCUUUAUGUGUCCGAUGCAGCUCAUAAGGCUGUUUUUGAAAUGGAUGAGGAGUCUACGACGGCAGCUGCCGCGACUGCUUUCCGGGGCAGCUACAAAAGCCUCGUUCGCAAACUCAACUUCAUCGCUGACCACCCUUUCCUGCUCCUUUUGACGAAAUCUCGUCAUCCGUUGUUCAUUGGGAAAUUCACAGGCAACUGA
Messenger RNA from Cylicocyclus nassatus, 1101 nucleotides. NCBI's taxonomy places the organism in Eukaryota, Metazoa, Nematoda, Chromadorea, Rhabditida, Strongylidae. The record is from the annotation of a GenBank genome assembly.